Nasonia vitripennis (jewel wasp) is the source of this 1040-nucleotide messenger RNA. RefSeq lists its product as uncharacterized. Bases 225 to 656 code for a protein of 143 amino acids. Lineage: Eukaryota; Metazoa; Arthropoda; Insecta; Hymenoptera; Pteromalidae. The record is from RefSeq and is a predicted model, not a curated record. The transcript is spliced from 2 exons.
UAAAAAUAGAUGUAAUUGUGAUUGUAAUCGUUUUCUUAACCCUUUUUUUCACCAUAUAGUAUCGCCCGAGCAUAGCGAGAAUAAAAUGAAUAAUCUUACCUGAGAUAUCUCGUGUGAGAUUUUGCAGGAAGGCUCUUAGAACCUUAUAAUAUAGCGUAUAAUUAGAUUGUUCUUGAAAAUUUUUAAUUACAACUUAAAUAAACAAAAUAUAAUUAAAAAUUAAUAUGUUGACUUCUUUUACAGGUAUUAUGAAGAAAAUCGCAGUGGAUAUGACUGACUUAAGCAUUUCAAAAAAUAUUGAUAAUCAACAAGUAGUUAUGCUUAAAAAAUUAAUUGUUUUAAGUAUAGUAGCAAAUAGUAGUAAUUCUGAUCUCAACCGCUUCAUGAAUUGUACUAAAAAAGUUCCUUUUGAGGUUAAGGAAAAUAUUUUUAAAGUUAUAUACGUUGAAAUAAAACGAGUGUAUUUCACGUUCUUAGAUUUACUAAUACCGUACAGAUAUCUAAUCAAAGAAAAAGUAUUAGAGUAUUUAAAUAUAUUAAAAAGUAACAAGAUUAACAUUCAAAAUGAAUUGAAAAAUCUGUCCUCAUUUUCUGAUAAAGAAGUAGUAUUUUAUGAAGGUGGGUGGUUAUUUAUUUAUUUACUUAUUUAUUCUUGAAAUCAUUUUUACCAUCCCUGGUAGAAUCGGUAACCCACUUAAUGGGCAGUUUUUGGCAUAGAAUCUAAAAACUGGACAAUUUUCUUUGCUAUUUUUUAGGCAUAAUGUUACUCGUACUGAAAAAAAUCGCGCAAGAAAUUGGUCGAAAACCUCACGCGGUCUUCACGCAAUUUUUUUUAAGUAGGGACGCUUUUUAACACACCUAAUGAGCAGUUCUUAGAUUCAAUUUACUUACCUUAUUUUUAAGUAUUAACUGGCCAUUCUUCAUGUUAAGUCUACAGCGCCCUCUCAGUAAACAAUAGCGGACACGCCAUAAGAAGCUUCCUUGAUCCCCCCGGUCCCAGGUCCGCUAUUGCUUAUUGAGGGGGCGCUGUAGACUAAUAG